UCCAGAUCAGGCAAAGUCAGAGACGGCCUUCAGCAAUGGUGGUGCUUGCAGCUCACAGUCACUGGUGGUGAACAUUACACCCUGAAUCUUGUCAAGGAACCAGAAUUCAGAGCAUCUGUGUGGGAACCUAGCGGAUGAGACACCUUGUUCAGGUGAGGAGAGGGAAAUAUGACACGGUGCCUGCUCAGUGGCACAGACUCUGGCAGCUCUUUGUUCUGCUGUCUCUGGGGUGUGUCAGGCGGGACUAGAAAGGUUUCUGCACCCUGACGGUAUUCCAGGAAAAAGAGAGAAGUUACAGUAUCUCCCCUGGAAAGGGAUCCGGGAUGGCUUCAACUUGGCAGAAAAUUCAAGAGUUCUACAAAUGGGCCCUUGAAAAUGGAGACCCAAGGACAGACCCCUGGCUCCUGGUUUACUCUCCUCUUCCAGUCACACUGCUCUUCACCCUCUACCUCGUAUUUGUGGCAUUGGGACCACGCCUCAUGCGGAAGCGGGAGCCACUGAGGCUAAAGGGUCUGCUGACUGCCUAUAAUCUGACCUUGGUGGCUCUGUCAAUCUAUAUGUUCUAUGAGUUCCUCGUAACUUCAGUCUUGGCCAACUACAGUUACCUGUGUCAGCCAGUGGAUUACACCCAAAGCAAGUUGGGAAUGAGGAUGGCGAGAGUGUGUUGGUGGUUCUUCUUCUCCAAAGUCAUCGAGCUGCUUGAUACGGUCUUCUUCAUUCUGCGCAAGAAGCCUGAGCAGGUGACUUUCCUGCAUGUGUAUCAUCAUGGCACCAUGCUCUUCAACUGGUGGGCUGGUGUCAAAUACGUGCCUGGAGGACAGGCCUUCUUCAUUGGGAUGUUGAACUCCUUUGUGCACAUCUUCAUGUACCUGUAUUAUGGGCUGGCCAGCCUGGGACCACAAAUGCAGCGCUACCUGUGGUGGAAACGCUACCUUACCAUCCUGCAGCUGUGCCAAUUUGUGGCCAUCGCCGUUCACUCCUCCUAUAACCUCUUCACAGAGUGCCCGUUCCCCGAUGGCUUCAAUAUCGCAGUCUUCCUCUACAUCCUCAGCCUCAUUGUUCUCUUCCUGAACUUCUACUACUGGACCUACACCAGGGGGAAGUGGGAGAAACUAACAUGAAGGAGAGGGGCAUGGUCUGAGGACAUUGCCAGAACUCACAUAUACUCCAUUGUGUCUUCCUCGAUUCCACUUAGAAGAUGUAUUUGGAGAGGGUGAGGGAGGAUCAUACAAGAAGAUUCUUGGCUGCCUUAUCAUUAUCAGUUGGGAAGGGAAGAGGAACUAGAGGGCUCAGAAGACAAGUAAUGAGGUACUGAUGUUUGCUUAUUGAACAUUGGUACAAAUAUAAGCCAAGCUGAUAGAUGAUAGUCACCAGCAUUUGGUGGCCUGUGUGAAACUGGUUGUUUGUCUCAGGUCCAGUGCUAGUGGGUAAGUGUCCAAAGCACAGUUGACAUAUUUGUUACAAGUAACAGCAGAGGCCAGGAACUCACUGGGAUUCGAGAAUGUAUUAGCUUGUCAUCCCUCCAUAUCAGGGAGCACGUAUUCUCUCUCCAUAUUCUAUCCCUCCAUAUCCGGAGCACACGGGCAGAGAGUGGACUUCAUCCUGCUCUCUCUUUCACAAGCGUGUAACCCCACUGACUUCAGUUUACACCAGUGUAAGUGAGAGGAGAAUCAGGCACUAACCACAGGAAACUCGCUCUGCUGCUGAACCUGCUCUCUGGCUCAACAAAGGUCGUCGGACCCCAGAGCUGUCAAGACAGCACUGACUUUCACCCUAAGUAAGAAAUUAACGUGAUGAAGGAAAACGUAUUAACAUACCAUUUUCUGCCUUGCAUGUAUUUAUCUUUUGAUUAUUGUUGUAACGCUAAAGCAAUAACUUUUUAGUAGGGAUGUCAAGCAAUUAAAAAAAUUAAUCAUGAUUAAUCAUGCAAUUAAUCGCACUG
Molecule: messenger RNA, 1942 nt
Organism: Chelonia mydas (Green sea turtle)
Lineage: Eukaryota; Metazoa; Chordata; Testudines; Cheloniidae
Product: elongation of very long chain fatty acids protein 4
Exons: 8
Coding region: 324-1121 (265 amino acids)
Biological process (GO): sphingolipid biosynthetic process; fatty acid elongation, saturated fatty acid; fatty acid elongation, monounsaturated fatty acid
Cellular component (GO): endoplasmic reticulum membrane
Molecular function (GO): fatty acid elongase activity
Source: RefSeq, a predicted model, not a curated record